This is a messenger RNA of Alosa alosa (allis shad), 5854 nucleotides long. It is a transcript of the gene trpc4apa, whose product is annotated as transient receptor potential cation channel, subfamily C, member 4 associated protein a. Gene Ontology annotation, cellular component: Cul4A-RING E3 ubiquitin ligase complex. The record is from RefSeq and is a predicted model, not a curated record. Bases 5 to 2329 code for a protein of 774 amino acids. The transcript is spliced from 19 exons. Gene Ontology annotation, biological process: ubiquitin-dependent protein catabolic process. Gene Ontology annotation, molecular function: phosphatase binding. NCBI's taxonomy places the organism in Eukaryota, Metazoa, Chordata, Actinopteri, Clupeiformes, Clupeidae.
GGUAAUGGCGACGCAAUUGGGGUCUGAGUCCCCUUGUAAGGGGGCAAGACGAAAGAGCCGUAAUGGGAAUAUAAUCACAAAUAUCAGACAGUGCCAGAUCACAGGACAAGGAUUUAGUCGAGGGACUCAGCUCCCUGAGGCUCUGCUGCAGGAGAGAGACAAGCUGGCCAAAUGGCACGGUAUCCCAGUGCUCCUGCAGGGCCUGCACGAGAGUAGCCACCUCAACAGCGACUUCACACACACGCGCAGCGUGCUCAAGGAGCUGUCUUCCCUGCUGUCCAUGGAGGCCAUGUCUUUUGUGACGGAGGACAGGAAGACGGUUCAGGAGUCCUCCUUCCCCAACACGUACACCUUCGACUUGUUCGGUGGGGUAGACCUGCUGGUGGAAAUUCUGAUGCGACCUACCCUCACCGCGCUGAAGAAGAAGCCUAAGAUGAAUGACGACCUGGUGAAAGACUGCCUUAGUGUUCUUUACAACUGCUGUAUCUGUACGGAAGGGGUGACCAAAAGCCUGGCGGCGCGGGACGACUUUGUGCUGUUCCUCUUCACACUGAUGACCAAUAGGAAGACAUUUCUACAGACUGCCACCCUCAUUGAGGACAUACUCGGUGUCAAAAAGGAGAUGAUCCAGCUGGAGGACAUCCCCAACCUGUGUGGCCUGGUCCAGAGCUUCGACCAGCAGCAGCUGGCCAACUUCUGCCGCAUCCUCUCGGUCACCAUCUCUGAGCCAGACCUCGGCAACGACGACAAGCACACGCUCCUGGCCAAGAACGCCCAGCAGAAACGCAACGCCAGCCCCUCUAGCGCUGAGCUGAACCAGGUGACAUUGCUGAACAUCCCUGGCUUCAUCGAGCGGCUGUGUAAGCUGGCCACGCGGAAGGUGUCCGAGGCCCCGGGGGCUUCCAGUUUCCUACGGGAGCUGGAGGACUGGUACAGCUGGCUGGACAAUGUGAUGGUGCUGGACGCCUUCAUGCUCAUGGCCACAGAUGAGGCCGAGCUCUCCAGCACAGAGUCCUCGGACGAUGGCAGUUUGGUGGCGAGCCCCCUGCGGCACCGCUUGCCCCAGUCCAUGAAGACGGUGCAUGAGAUCAUGUACAAGGUGGAGGUGCUCUACGUGCUGUGUGUGCUGCUCAUGGGACGACAGAGGAACAUGGUGCACAAAAUGCUGGCAGAGUUCCGUCUUAUUCCAGGACUCAACAACCUGUUUGACAAACUCAUCUGGAAAUACCCACCCACCAACCAUGUGGUACAUGGGCAGAACGAGAACUGUGACUGCAGCCCGGAAAUCUCCUUCAAGAUUCAGUUCCUCAGGCUCCUGCAGAGCUUCAGCGAUCACCACGAAAACAAAUAUCUGUUGCUGAACAGCCAGGAGCUGAAUGAACUGAGUGCCAUCUCUCUGAAGGCAAACAUUCCUGAGGUGGAGGCCCUGGUCAAUACAGACAGGAGUCUAGUGUGUGAUGGCAAAAAAGGCCUCCUCACCCGUCUGCUCACAGUCAUGAAGAGAGAGCCGCCUGACUCCUCCUUCAGGUUUUGGCAGGCGAGAGCCGUGGAGAGUUUCCUAAGGGGAGCUACUUCCUACGCUGACCAGAUGUUCUUGCUCAAGAGAGGCCUGCUGGAGCACAUCCUGUUCUGCAUUAUCGACAGUGGCUGUAAGUCCAGGGACGUGUUGCAGAGCUACUUCGACCUGCUGGGGGAGCUCAUGAAGUUCAACAUCGACGCCUUCAAGCGCUUCAACAACUACGUAAACACAGACGAGAAGUUCCAGAUGUUUUUGACGCAGAUCAACAGCUCUCUGGUGGACUCCAACAUGCUGGUGCGCUGCAUUGUGCUUUCUCUGGACCGCUUCGAGAGCCAGACGGGGGAUGUAAAAGUGGUGGAGGUGCUCUCAGAGUGCGCUCUCCUUUCCUACAUGGCCAGGGUGGAGAACCGGCUGUCCUUCCUCUUCCGACUGGUCAACAUCAUCAAUGUGCAGACACUCACACAGGAGAACGUGAGCUGCCUGAACACCAGCCUGGUGAUCCUGAUGCUGGCGCGGCGGCGGGCCAAGCUGCCCUUCUACCUGGGCGUGCUGCGGGAGAAGGAGUACGCCGAGAAGUACCCCGGCUGCCUGCUCAACAACUUCCACAACCUGCUGCGCUUCUGGCAGCACCACUACCUCAACAAGGACAAGGACAGCACCUGUCUGGAGAAUAGCUCCUGCAUUCCCUUCAGCUUCUGGAAGGAGACUGUGUCUGUGCUCUUAGAGCAGGAUAGGACUUCUCCCUGUGCCAUAGCCAGCUACAUCGACGAGCCUUACAUGGACCUAGACCAGGACCUGCUAGAGGAUUAACACAUCAGCGCCAUCACACAAAGACAGACAGAUCCGGGUGGGGGGUUGUUUGUGAUGGGGGUACAGGGGAAUGGCGAGAGAGAGAGGACGGUGGAGCAAUGGCCGUCAGAGCACCACCUCCCUCUGUCCUCUGCGUCCUCUCCUCUGGACUGCCUGGACAGGAAGGCAUCCCUCCAAGCCCCGGUGGAGGCAGCACCUGAGCCCAUCCGGGCCCCCACUACAGAGCCCCCUCCACUGGGCAUGCUUAUGCACGGCUGGGGCUUGGAGGCCAACAGCACCACACCUACCCACUGGAAGAUUUGUACCCCCCCACCAGCUGAAGCCCGCCAGCCAUCUCAAAACCAGUGGCCACUCAUUCAUCACACCAGUUCCUCAGUAGGCAUGUAUGUGGGGUCUUUGAGGCGGCAGUCUAGCCUGGCCUCCUGCUGUACUAUAAGUGGUUUGCUCUUGGUGAAAAUCAUAAGAAGCCUUUUUAUAUAAUACAUAAACUAUCUAUUCAAAUAAAGUAAACAGAUAAGGUCUGAUGCAGUAAAUGGGCUAGUUUAAAAAGGACAAAUGGGGUUGGGGGGAUUUUCUGUUCUUCGAUGUUCUCCGCAUAUAGAGUCUCAGAUGCAUGUAGAGGUUCCGUGUGUGUGUGUGUGUGGCUGAUUUUGUCUUGAUCACAGUCAGUGACCAGGUGUCCAACAUGCCUCAAGAGGAGCUAUCCAAUCUGGGCUCAUGCUCUCUCCAGCCGUGUGUGUGUGUGUGCGUGUGUGUGUUUGAUGUGUGACGAUCAUUGAUGAGGUGUGGAGCAGAAACAUCUGGUGCUUGUUACUUAUUGCCAUGGCCAUUGUAGAGUCUGAGUGGUUUCUACGGUAACAGACCGACUCCUGAGUCUUAUAACUUAUAACACUCACCCAGGUCCAUUGUUUUAUCAUAGACAUGUCAGAAUUGCAUUCUGAAAUGUAUUAGUCAUUAGCUUUGCUAUUUUUAGUAUAUUUUGAUACAUUGUUUAGAUUUUUUUGGUGCCACAAGAAUCCUCUUCUUGUUCCCUAAAUGAAUCCUUCAUGGCUCAUAUUGAGGUUAUUAUGCAGCUCCUCAGUUUUAACAGCACACACGUGUACACACACACACACACACACACACACACACACACACACACACACACACACACACACACGCACACACACACGCACACGCACACCCCACCCUUGUUUGAGUCCACAGAUUCAUCCUCAGACUGUGUCGUAGACAAUCUGAUUCUGUGUCAGCUGAUUGGCUGAAGACUCUGUGACCCCUUCGCUCCAGACAUGGUUCCCUUAGCAAACUGCCCGUUUUCUUUUCUUUUUUCUUUUCAUGAUGUUGAAUACUUAGGGCUGAAAAGGAAGAAAUGUAAACUACCUCGUUAUUUUUUGUUGUUCCUCCUUUUCUCUCUCUUUCUUGGCUCACUUUAGCUGUGUUCAUACACAUGGGGCUUGUGUUGUUGUGCACCUGUUGUUUUGUGUGUGCGUGCUUUAUUUCACCUUGGUGCUUUACUGACGCUAUGGAACAGUAGUUUCAGCUCAUCCCAUUCACAACUUUCCCUAUUCCCAUCCCUGAAGUGUGUGUGUGUGUGUGUGUUCCUCACUGUGUUUGGUCACUCAGCGGAUGUUAUCCUUUGGGUGUCUUCACGCUGGCAGCACUUUUUUUUUUAUUAUGCAAUUGGUCACUUCACACCACUUUUAUGUUUUUGCUCAGCCCCUGUGGCUGUUGCAUUUGUAAAGGUUGAAGUUGAAGAGAGUCAGAGCCCAGUGUGCCUGCUGGUGUCCGCUCACCGCUCGUUUUGUGCGUAACUUAGGGUCACUGCCAGUGGUUUGUAGAGGACUGGUCAUCACACCAGCUGCUUUGUCUGGAUGUGUGGGGGGGAAGUCUCAUCUUCUGCUGUUCUGGGCCCCUGCUCCUGUCGCCAUAAGAUGCUUAUUUUUGCGUUUUGCCAAGUACUCUUUAUCUUUGUUUUUCUGUAAGUUUGGUCAUUUAGUGAACAUUUUAAUGGACUUUUUCUCUGCCUGUUGGCUGAGAUCCUUUCUGUUCUCAUCUGUACAUUUUAAAAUUGUCUUUUUAAUUGAUAAUUUGGGGGGGAUUUCAGUGUCGUCCUUAGCUGCUAAUCAUGGUCAAAAGGGUGGUAAAUUGAAUGUCAAUCCCCAUUCUGUGUCACAUCAGACUUCUUCAUUGCAAAGAUGUAUGUAGUAUUUUGGUUUGGUCAGAAAUUAAAUCGCUUUAAACCUACUAUAAUAAUAUAACUCUGAAGGAAUGGUGACGAGCUUAUGGUUCCCUGUAUUUCUGUGCUUUCUGUGAUUUUUGUUUUAAAUGUUUUUUUGCAUUUAAAAAGAUUUGUAGAAUGCUCUGGAAUAUUCUGAAACAUUGCACCCUUAGCAGAAUGACAACAUUGUUGUAAGUGUGAAGCCUACAUGCUGCAGUUUUAAGCACGUAUCAUACCAACCAUAGUCCUGGGCCAGCUGGUGCUUCAUGGCCAUACGUAUGUUGACCAGCUAACUGCAUACAACAAACAGUCUGCAUCUUGCAGGCAUAGUGCUACUCAUCCACUGUUGUCAGUCCGGUUCAAUAUGUGUACCGGUACUUACACACCCCAAGAAGACAUGUUAGGGGUGUUUUGUUUCUUUAUGGAUGACAACAGCAGGUACUCAUCUGUUUUGAUGUGAUGGACGAUGUGGACCCUCUCUGACCUGUUUGCAUGUGCACAGAACAAAGUAUAUAUCACAGACCUGCAUUACAACAUGCUGGUAAGGCUUUGCCUAAUUGUGUGAGUGUGAGUGUGAGUGUGAGUGUGAGUGUGAGUGUGAGUGUGUGUGAGUGUGAGUGUGAGUGUGAGUGUGUGUGUGUGUGUUUCCCUUUUCCCAACAACCGAAGUAAUCAUUUUAAAAUGGUGGCUGUUAUUUUAUACUUUUUUUCUUCCUCCCUUGCUGCUAAAUACGGUUAAGAAUCCCUUGUACUUUUGUUUGGGGUUGAGCCCAUUGAAAUUGAAGAAUUUAAUAUGGUCUGCACACCAACAUGAGCAAGCAGUUUCCCCAUCAACCAUCUCCCCCUCCCCCCAUCCUGCAUCAGAUACCCCCCUCCACCCUUUCCCCCCAUCUUUGUUUCCCAUCCUGACUCUGAUUUUUGGUUAAACUCAACUGUAUAAUAUUGUAAAUGUAAUGUAAGAAUGGAAAAUCACAAUAAAUUUUCACAAACAUUAAAAUUGUGAGCUUUUUUUCUCCUCCUCUAUCCCUCUCGGUCAGAUUUUGAUUGCAUGUGAUUACCAUCUGCAAGGAAACUCCAGUGUUGCUCUCCCAGAAAGAGUGUACGCAUAAAACAGCCCCAUCUUAACUACAAUUCCUGUGUUGCUCUCCCAGAAAGAGUGUACGCAUUAAACAGCCCCAUCUUAACUACAAUUCCUGUGUUGCUCUCCCAGAAAGAGUGUACGCAUAAAACAGCCCCAUCAUCACUACAAUUCCUGUUGGUGUGCAUGUCCUCUCUUGCACAUGCACUUGAAGUAAUGAGAAGGCCACA